CAGGAACACAACAGUUACAUAUGCGGUCAAACUAGUUUCUCGGAGUGUCGGAGCAUCGCGGAGUGACCAGCGAGUGAGCAGCUCGUCUAUAGAGGGUCACCUCCGUCUCUACUUGCAGUAUUUCAGCGCGAACACCCUUCAGCUACAGUCUGUAUGAGUCCGUAUGAGCGGGAAUGAAGAAGUUUUACUUUGUGGAACCGGUGGUUGCCGUGUACUCCUUUGCCUGUUUCCUGUUGUACCCCCUGGUGCAGCAGUAUGUGUACCGCCGACUGUGGCAGGAGAUUACCAACACGUCCUAUCCCGCACUGGACACGUCUUCAAGAUGUGACACCAACAGCAGCAAUCAUACCAGCCACCAUUACGAGGUGCAGCAAGCAGCCUCGCUGUUCUCCAUGUAUUCUGAGCUCUUCUCUUUGAUCCCGAGUCUAAUCGCGACCCUCGUCCUCGUGGCCUACAGUGACCAACGGGGCCGAAAGAUAACCAUCAUCCUCCCGCUCGUCGGCUCCCUGGUCUACUGCCUGGCAUUCCUCGCAGUGUCAUUCUUUGAGCUCAACCUCUACCUGCUCAUUAUUGCCUCCUUUGUCAGCUCCCUGUUUGGUGGCAUAGGCACCAUGUUGGGCGGCUGCUUCUCCUACGUAGCUGACCUGUGUGAGGAUGGCAAGCAGAAGACCCUGCGCAUGGCUGGGGUGGACAUGGUGAUUGGGCUGUUCUCUGGAGUAGCUUUAAUCUCGUCUGGCUACUUCCUGAGGGAAACUGGCUUUAACUGGCCCCUCGUCACUGCAGGCACUGUCCAUCUGGUCAACUUGCUGUAUUCAGUUUUCUUCCUGGAGGAAAGCAGGGUGAUCGAAAGCUCAGUGGCCGAGGACAAUAGAACCUGCGGUGAAGCAAUACGGAGGCUGACGUUUGGCAUUUAUAACCUCUUUGCUCUGGGCAGCAGAAGGAGGAAUGUUCUGCUGGUCUUCCUCAUAACCAUCAUCUCCACCUUCAGCUUCGCCAAUUUUGGAGGCCUAACCGUGGUCACGCUGUAUGUGCUUAACGAGCCGCUCUGCUGGAGCGAGAUCCUCAUCGGCUACGCCUCGGCUCUCUCCACCACAGUGUUUGUCACCAGUUUCGUUGGCGUGUAUUUCCUUUCCCGCUGCCUGCCAGAGCUGGUCAUCGUUUUCAUUGGAAUGCUGUCUGUUUUCACAGGAAUGGUGAUGAUGGCCUUUGCCAAAACUACACUAAUGAUGUUCCUUGUGAGGAUACCGAUGGUUUUGGCCAUCAUGCCAUUCCCUGUUUUGCGCUCUAUGAUGUCAAAGGUGGUUUCAAAGUCUGAGCAGGGAGCUCUCUUCGCUUGGGUAGCGUUCGUUGAUAGCCUAAGCACUAAUUUAGGGAGUGCAGCUUUUAACAGUGUCUACAGCAGCACAGUGGCCUGGUUUCCUGGCUUUGCCUUCCUCCUGGCUGCUGGAAUCUGCCUCAUUCCAAUGGCUCUGCUGGGCAUUCUUCGAUGCCUCCGGCUACGAGAGGAAGAUAACACAGAGAAUCUUUUAGUGGAAGACACUCAAACAACAGAAAAUGCACCUGUAGCCUGAGGAGCAAAGGGAAGAUCCAUAGCACUAUUAUUAUUAUUAUUAUUAUUAUUAUCAUGCUCUGUCUGCAGCUGCCAGGGAUCUUCAUGUGGACUGCACAUUAUCUGAAGAAGUGGUAUAUUUCAAUUCCCGCCUGGUUAAACAGUAUGUUUGCAUUUCCGGGUUCGCAAAAACUGCAAAAACUGCAAGAACGCAGUGAAAAAAAACUGCUGAGUAAGCGUAGAAAUAAAUAUGCUUACUAAGGGUAUGGCUGAAAUGACUUAGAAAGGGAAUUUAGGGGAAGCUUACACUGUUGUGUACAUUUGUGAGGAAAUGUAUUUUUAGAUCUUUUGCUUGCAGAAGGUUCAUAUCCAUAAACACGCUUUUCAAAUAUCACAAUUUCUCUAAGGGAGAAAACUUUUUAAGGGUUAAAUGGAAUUUUAAAAAUUCAAUUCAAUUCAAUUCAACUUCAAUUCUGAGGAUAAAUUGAAAAAUGUCUUAUUUAUUGAUAAUAACAAAAUUUAAUUUUCAUUCUCUUUAAUAAUUGAAAGAAAAUCAUAUAAAAAAAAACUGCAGUGAUUUUUUUUUCAAUCUAGCUGCCACAUUGGUGGCAUGAAGAAUGCUGGAAUUCCUGUAUAUAUCUUUAAGUCAGGGUCAACUGAGCCAUUAAGCUUUAAUAUAAUAAAAAGGGAAAAUAAAUAUUUCAAAAAUAUAUCUUUUAUAAUUACUUAAUUAUAAAUAAAUAAAUGAAUUACAAAGUAUAAAUGUCACUUAGUGACAAAGUCAUGCUAGCUGUCUUCUACAGGUCAGACAUGUUUACUCUAUGGAAUUCGUACAUUUUAAAAAUGAAUAACAACCAAUAAGCAUCUGGUACUUUUCCUUAUCAGUAUAUUCCCCCUUUCACUGGUCAAUGACUGUCUAAAACAGGUCAAUCACUUCCGUUAAAAGAGCUAAACUCAAAUGUUACUUUGAAAUUUCAGGCCGUUUGAUGCUUUUAUAAACUAGUCCUAGGUUCUUCAUGUUGUUAAAAGCAAAGGUGCUACAGAUGGUUCUUUGAGCAUUGCCAUAGAAAUGUUAAAUCCCCGUUUGAUUCCAUAAAGAUCCAUGUUUAUCUAAGAGAUGUGUGAGUGUGAAAAACAUUUCAUUUAAAGAUUUAAAUAUACUAGUGCAUUAAAUCAAGCAUCCAGCCAUGGGUCAUUCUUAAGGCUCAUUUUUGUAUUGAAUGUACACCCCAUCUUAUGUAGCUGUAUGUAGCUUAGGUCCCUCAUGGCCAGAGGUGGAAAGUAACUAAUUACAUUUACUCACAUUAUUGUAAUUGAGUAGAUUUUUUGAGUAAUUUGUAAUUUUUAAAGUAGUUUUUAAAUUAGGUAAUUUUACUUUUACUCAAGUUCAUUUUGACACAAGUAAUUUAUAUUGCUACAUUGGAAAACUGCCAAUUACUUAAUAAAAAAUAAAAUGCUGGGGAAAAAAACAAAUUGUUAGAAUGAAAAAAGAAAUUGAGUUUUGUUCUCCAUGGCAGCGCAGCUAAACCUUCCAUGCAGUGUUUAUUACGGUUAGCGGGAGAGACGCUGUGUGAAUCAGCUGUGCUUUGGGGAACCGGUGUUCUGUUGAGUUAUGCUACCCAUCGAUAUGUGCUUCUUUACGGCACUGUGCAUGCACGACCAACAUUUCUUUGGAUGAUUUCAUGUUUUUCAUGAUAAUUCCUUAAGUUUUUAUUGGGAACAAUAAACAAUUUGCUUGAAUGUUAAAAAAACAUGUAAGUAGCAGUUAAAGCAUAGCAAUGGCAAGUUAAAAUAUAAUAAUUAACUGUAAAACUAUAAAAAUACAGUUUUUAGUCACCUGGAUCAUAGAAACCUAUACCACUUGUUCUUAAAAAAUGUUUCAUAGGGUGGUCUGAAAAAAUACUGCCUGUAAGGUCCAAAUUAUCUAAUUUAAAAAUGAUUUAAUUUAUUUUAUAAAUAAAUAAAAGUAACUAUGUAACUUUUACUCAAAGUAAAUUUUAAAUUAAAUACUUUUUAUAUUUACCAGAGUAGAUUUUUAGAUGGGUACUUUUACUUUUACUUGAGUAGAAUUUUAGCAAAGUAAAGGUAAAUUUACUUAAUUACAAUUUUUCUGUACUUUUUCCACCUCUGCUCAUGGCCUACCUGGUCAUAACAAGAAAGCAUAAUGGCCACCAAGAAAAAAAAAAGCCUUUUAUGUUAAUUUAUUCAUUUUUAUUUGUGAAGAUCUGACUCUAAAUCCCUAAACUGAAACCUGAGCAAUAGCUCAGCUAAAAAAUAGUUAAUUGUCUAAAUCAGAUAAAGCAGCUGGUCAGUUUAAUGGCAUUUAUUUUUCUAAUUGGUGUUGCCCGUGUCAGAGUUUCUAUUAUGUUAAUAUAAUGUUUAGCAAGUUUGAAUGUGAUUUGAGCUUUCGAGUUUUACUUAUAACAAUUUUUUUGCACUUAUCUUUUUGGCUCUUAUUGCUUUCAUACUGAAGGUGAAAAAAAUGCUGCUGUGCUUUUAAACACAUAAUUUUAAGGAUUUCAGCACAGCAGACAUGCAGGGUCAUUAUUAUUUAAACAUUUGCUCGCCACACUUAAGUUGAGACUUCAAUAAGCCAGUUUUGCUCCUAGACAGCAAGUGCAUGUACUGCUAGUCCACUAUAGACCCCUCCCCUAGAGAUGAUCUGCAGUCCACUAAAUCAGGGGAGUCCAAACUUUUUUUGUUGGGGGCCAGAAGGAGAAAUAUAUUUGAAGUCACGGGCCACAGACUCUGUAAUAAAACAAAUAAUGAAAUAUACCACUUUAAAUAAUACAUUUUCCUGAUUACUUUCAUUUACACAGCAUUUUACUUGACUUACUAUCUUUACCUUUGACAGUGUUGUGUAAACUAAGAUUUUUUAAAUUGAUGUUUCAUUUCAUGAUGUCUUUUAAUAUUAAACUCCUUAAUUAUUUCUCUGCAGUAAAAUAAUUUAUUUACAUCCUAAAAACGUUGAGUGGUUGGAGAUUUCUACAGGGAGAGGGAAUGAUUGUAAGUGACUAAUUGACGCCAUAUUUUAACAUUUUAGGACAACAUAUUAAAACAGAUUUCCUUCUUUUUUCUUUCACAUCAUUGUUACUUCUUCAAGAAUUCUUUCUUUUCAGAUUGCUUUUCUAUUCAGAUAUUUGUAUAUUGAGCUAUGUAUAGGCCACCCAAACUUCUAACCUAUUACAUAUCUGCUUUAAAAUUACAUUUAUAACAGAAAUAAGCAGAAUCCGUGAUCCAGCUGAUUUACUGUUGUGUUUCUCUCUACAUGUUCCUCUUACAGCUGUUUUUCAGGAACAAGAAAAAACAUGUUAAACAUGUACUGACAUGUGCAGACCCUUAAUCAUGUGUCUGUACUGAUUUCCCAUAUUUUUUUUCACAUGUUAAAACAGUGUACAGUGUUCUUUACUGCAUUCUGAAGUGUUGUGCAACUUAGAACCCUUUUCUUUAUGGCCACCAGAGGUCGGUAAAGAUCUGCGUGUGAUGUGAACUAGAACCUUUUAUUUAUAUAUAUAUAUAUAUAUAUAUAUAUAUAUAUAUAUAUAUAUAUAUAUAUAUAUAUAUAUAUUUUUUUUUUUUUGUGUACAAUUCAAUACAACAGCAUUAAAUAAACAUAAUAAUAGGUUAAAUACACAGAAUAUACAAAAAAAAAAAAGAAAAAACAUCACAAACACAGAAACAAACAAAAAUAAAAUUAAAUUAAAAACCGUUUACAACUAUUUAAUAUUCAGCUGGCCAGAGAUUUAUACGUAUAAGGUCUUGUGUUAUCUUAAUCUGCUAUGGGGCAACUAGAUAAAAUUCAGGUUAAUUUUAUUUGGAGAAACAAAUCUCACAGUUAAGUUAAGU
Astyanax mexicanus (Mexican tetra) is the source of this 5395-nucleotide messenger RNA. Its product is annotated as solute carrier family 46 member 3. Lineage: Eukaryota; Metazoa; Chordata; Actinopteri; Characiformes; Acestrorhamphidae. Bases 174 to 1571 code for a protein of 465 amino acids. The transcript has 6 exons. Gene Ontology annotation, molecular function: transmembrane transporter activity. Gene Ontology annotation, biological process: vacuolar transmembrane transport. The record is from RefSeq and is a predicted model, not a curated record. Gene Ontology annotation, cellular component: lysosomal membrane.